AGCAUGCUAUAUAGGGGAAAGGUCGGAGUGGGUUUGUCGAGUUGCAUUCACCCUGAAUAAGAUUCGGACCAUAACCUGAUAAAUCUUUCAGUACCAGAUUGAAAAAUUCGCGAAAUUUUGUUUUCGUCGUCAUCGGAUUUUACAGGAACACCAUGGCACUUCUGAGAGGUGUGUUUGUUGUGGCUGCCAAGCGCACUCCGUUUGGAACCUAUGGUGGAGUACUGAAAGACCACAGUGCAACAGACUUGGCGGAGCAUGCAGCCAAAGCAGCCCUCGCUGCAGGGGGCGUGGCCCCAGAGCUGAUCAACAGUGUCAUUAUGGGAAAUGUCAUGCAGAGCUCGGCGGAUGCCCCGUACAUCGCUCGCCACGUUGGCCUGAGGUGUGGUGUUCCCAUCCCCGUGCCCGCUCUUACUGUGAACAGACUGUGUGGGUCUGGCUUCCAGUCUAUCAUCAACGGUACUCAUGAGAUUUGUCUCAGAGAGUCAGAGGUGGUCUUGUGUGGAGGUUCAGAGAACAUGAGCCAGGCUCCCUAUGCUGUUCGCAACAUUCGCUUUGGAACAAAGUUUGGAUUUGAUCUUAAGCUGGAGGACACCUUGUGGGCGGGUCUGACUGACCUGCAUGUGAAGAUACCAAUGGGAAUCACAGCGGAGAAUCUGGCAGAAAAAUAUGAGAUCACACGAGAGGACUGCGACAAAUAUGCCUACCAGACGCAGCAAAGGUGGAAGGCAGCUCAUGAAGGGGGUCACUUCACAGCUGAAAUUGCACCUGUUGACAUAAAAACUAAAAAAGGAAAGGUGCCCAUGGCUCAGGAUGAACACCCACGUCCUCAGACCACACCUGAACAGAUGGCCAAACUGCCUCCAGUCUUCAAGAAGGGGGGAACCGUCACUGCUGGAAAUGCAUCUGGGGUGUCUGAUGGUGCUGCUGCUCUGGUGAUUGCGAGUGAUGAUGCUCUGAAAGAACACAAGCUCACGCCGCUCGCCAGAAUUGUGGCUUAUCAUGUGUCAGGCUGUGACCCGAGCAUUAUGGGUAUCGGUCCAGUUCCAGCGAUUACAGGAGCUCUGAAGAAAGCCGGUCUGUCUAUAAGCGACAUGGAUCUGGUGGAGGUGAAUGAAGCGUUUGCUCCUCAGUUUCUGGCCGUCUCAAAGGCUCUUGGACUGGACCCGGAGAAAACCAAUGUAAAUGGUGGAGCUAUUGCUAUCGGCCAUCCUCUCGGUGCCUCUGGAGCUCGCAUCACUGGUCACCUUGUGCACGAACUCAGGCGAAGAGGGGGAAAAUACGCUGUUGGAUCUGCCUGCAUCGGUGGAGGUCAGGGCAUCGCCAUCAUCCUUGAAAAGUGUUGACCGAAGAAGAGGCACAUGGAAUCUCCUUAAAUAAUAUCAUGCAAACUCACCGGCCACUCAAUGUUCUAACAAGGGACAACUACUUGGUUCCAUUCGCUCCAAACUUACUUGUUUAUCAGUGUCACUGACAGGAUGAGCUUAAAACUGUGUAGCGUACAUUUUCUUGAAGUACUCCUCAAUCCGUACAGAUUCAUUUGUCCAUGUUAGCUAAAUGGAUGACCCUAAAUUGCCCUUUGGGGUGUUUUGUUUUUGUGUGACCCAUGAUGAACUCAUGGCCUGAAGUGUAUAUUGCACUUCUUACCUGGUGAAAUCUGAGAUGGCCUUCAGCAGGUUCCCAUGAGCCUGAGUAGAAUGAAGCUUGUUUAGAAAAGGGUUGUAUGGAAAACAUCACAUCUUCUAAUAAUUUGUGCUAGUAAAGAAAAUCAAGUUUCUGAUUUACAGCUCUGUUGUCAUAAUGAUGUAAGAGGUUAUUUGUGCUUACAAAACGUCAGCGAUUUCCUGAUCAUGAUGGCAAUAUAAUAAAAUAUGAACAACAUAAACUGCCUUAAUCACUCCAUGUUCAGGACGUUUUUGUUGCCAAAACCUUCAGUGGCUUCUAUGAUAACUGGUUUUGUACCUCAGUGUUAAGGAAUCACAAAUGAAAUUGUUAAAAAACUA
Molecule: messenger RNA, 2000 nt
Organism: Oryzias melastigma (Indian medaka)
Lineage: Eukaryota; Metazoa; Chordata; Actinopteri; Beloniformes; Adrianichthyidae
Gene: acaa2
Product: acetyl-CoA acyltransferase 2
Exons: 10
Coding region: 153-1343 (396 amino acids)
Biological process (GO): fatty acid beta-oxidation
Molecular function (GO): acetyl-CoA C-acetyltransferase activity
Source: RefSeq, a predicted model, not a curated record